This is a messenger RNA of Chrysoperla carnea, 3294 nucleotides long. RefSeq names its product putative helicase mov-10-B.2. Lineage: Eukaryota; Metazoa; Arthropoda; Insecta; Neuroptera; Chrysopidae. Gene Ontology annotation, molecular function: 5'-3' RNA helicase activity; RNA binding. Bases 90 to 3113 code for a protein of 1007 amino acids. The record is from RefSeq and is a predicted model, not a curated record. The transcript is spliced from 14 exons.
UAUCUAUAUAGAAAUAUUCCUGUGUGUAUUGGUUGAUUUAAACGUUCAAAUCUAGUUAUUUAAAUAUUGGUUAAUUCAUAAAAUACAAAAUGAAUUCCGAUAAAAAAGAAUUAAAAGUUUUAAAAAAAUUUGUUCAGUAUUUGAAAGAACGAAGAUUUUUCAAACUUGAUACUAGCACAGUCAUAAAAAUGUAUUUUGAUCAAAAUCCUAAUCAGAAAAACUUGUCGCACGGCUUACUACAAUCCAUACCAGGUGUAGUUUUUGAUCAAAAAAACAGCAUAUAUUACUUUAAAACAAAUAAACAACUAGAAAAUGAAAAAGAGACGCGCUCCAAGAAUCUAGCAUCCAAAGCCAAUAAUAUUUCGAAUGAUAAUAAUUUAAUUCCGUUAAAAAAAACACUCCUGUUAAAAACAUUUGUUACAAAUGUUUCUUUAAAAAACUAUAUAGAUUCUGUUGAAGGAGCUUAUUGUUCUUUAUGUGAUCAAAAUAUUGAAAAUGCACAGGCACAUCAGCAAGAUACAGAACAUUUUUUUCGUGAGAUAUUUAGAACUGAUAGAAAAUAUUUUAAUGCACCGUAUGUUUUCAUCAAAAUUGAAUGUAAGUCUGACAGUAUUAAAGAAGAACUGGUGGUUAAUAAGAAAAAAGAAAUGUUUACAUUAAAUAUAACAAACCAAACAGACAUAACAAUUUAUUUUCAUUUACUUGAAUUAGUACCAAAUAAAAAUAUUUGUAUCGAGGAACAAAUACCUUCAUUUAUUCAGAGCAAACAAAAAAUCAAAAUUCAAAUAACUGUUACUUGCAACAAAAAAUCGUUGUUAUUAUUUCCAAUAUUAUUAUUAUUAAAACGAAACAUUGAACAAGAAAAUCCUGACGCAAUGGCAUUAAAAGAUAUGGUGUUUCGAGUCCAAUCUCCAUUUUCUGAUGAUAUAGUUCCAACAGCUGCGUAUAUACCUGCAGUAGAAGCUUAUUUAACAGAAAUUGACCAACCAAUCAUUCACGAUGCACCAGAGCCAGAAAUGGUACAAGCAGAGUUAGAAUCUAUAAUGCGAGUAAAAGAUUAUCCACUUCCAGCAGGAUUAACAGAAGCUCUUAAUAUUAGAUUAGACGAAACGAAAGCUACGACGCCACCAGUAAGAAAGCAAAUUAAAAAAAUUCGAAGACUACUUAAACCACCACCCGGUUUAUCAAAUCCAGAAGAUUGUUUAACACAAAGUAAAUAUGAACACAUACUAGAUUUAUUGUUACAUAUUGAAGAAUACCAAGAAACAAAAGAAAUAUCUAUGUACAACAGAACUGGUCAGGUAUUUCGUAAAGUACCAGAUAGGCCUUUAUACGAGUUAAUGGUAGAAAAUUUAUCAGAACAGCGACCAUCGGUUUUGCGUGGAGAUAAAAUACUUGCAAGACCAGAACUUAAUUUGAAAGAGUUUUUACAAUUUGUAGGGGUUAUCCAUGAAGUGCGCUUAAAUUCAAUUUAUGUAGGUUUUGAAAAAAGUUUUGAUAAACAAUACCCGCCAGAGACCACCAAAUUUACUGUGCAAUUUUUAAUUAGCCGUGGUUCAGCACGAAAAGAACAUAGGGCUGUUGAGUUAAUACAAAGUCAUGAUGUGAAACAAUUCUUGUUUCCUAAGGUUGAAAUGUUGGGCCAUACAGACCCAUUACCAAAAUUAGAAUAUUUUAACCCCCAAAUUGCAAGUAAUAAAGAACAAGCGGAAGCUGUAAAUAACAUUGUAAGAGGUACAUCAUAUCCAGCUCCCUUUUUAUUGUUUGGUCCUCCUGGAACAGGAAAAACAAUGACCUUGGUUGAAGCCAUUAAACAGAUUUGGAAACUAAAACCUGAUAGUCAUGUACUAGUUUGUGCUCCUAGUAAUUCAGCUGCCAAUGUUAUAACUGAACGACUCAUCGAACAUAUUGAUUCGAAAAAAGAAAUUAUACGCUUACUUGCUUCAUCGCAAGAUUGGAAUAGUUUAUCGCCAAAUAUAAAACAGUAUGCUAAUUAUAAUGAAAAAUUUCAAGAAUUUGUGUAUCCUAGCAAAAAAGUCUUAUCUGAAUUUCGUAUUAUUAUUGUAACUUUAUUAACAGCAGCUAGAUUGGUUUCUGCUUCAUUCCCAUUAAAACAUUUUACCCAUGUAUUUAUUGACGAGUGUGGACAUGCAACAGAAACUGAAGCUUUGGUUCCAAUAGCUGGAUUAUUAACUUCAAGACAAAAACCUCGAAAAAUUCAUGGUCAUAUUAUUUUAGCAGGUGAUCCAAUGCAAUUGGGACCAGUCAUAUUUUCGCCAAUCGCUAAAACUUAUGGUUUUGGAAUAUCAAUUCUUGAAAGGUUUAUGACUAAAAUCGAAUUAUAUGAACGAGAUUCAAUCACACAUAAAUAUGAUAAUCGGGUGUUAACAAAAUUAGUAAAUAAUUUUCGAUCACAUCCAGCUUUAUUAUAUUUGUCUAAUAUAAAAUUUUAUGAAAAUGAAUUAAUACCAUAUGCUAGUAAAGAAAAUUCUUGUUUAGCAGUUGGUUGGAAAGAAUUACCGAACAAAGAUUUUCCUCUUUUAUUUCAUGCCUGUUAUGGAAACGAAGAAAGAGAGUCAAAUUCACCAAGUUAUUUCAAUUCAUCAGAAAUAGAUAUAAUUAUGACCUAUUUAAAAAAAAUAGUUGGUAAUAAAUUGAAUCCAGAAAUGGAUAGGGUGAUUACGCAAAAUGACAUUGGUAUAUUGGCACCAUACAAAAAACAAAUUAAAAAAUUACAAGACUGGUGUCGAAAAAAAGGCUACCAUAAUAUUGUAAUUGGUUCUGUUGAACAAUUUCAAGGUGAAGAGAAGGAAGUAAUUAUUAUGUCAACUGUUCGAUCACGAGAGGAUGUCAAUGUACAAAAUAAAAGAAGUAUUUUAGGUUUCUUAACAAACCCUAAGCGAUUUAAUGUUUCAUUGACAAGAGCUAAGUCAUUACUAAUUGUGGUUGGAAAUCCAAAUGUUUUACAGUAUGAUGAAAAUUGGUCAGAUUUAAUUGACUAUUGCGAAAAUAAUAAAUCAUUAAUUAAUAAAAAAAAAUUUAAAAAAAAAAAAGGUUGUGAAGAGUCCUUAGAAGAAGUGCAAGAGUCUUUCUCAGGUUUACUAGUCAAUUGAAGAUUAAAAUGAUGAAUGGAUAUCAGGGUAUCUAUCGAUCGAACUGGAAAUAUCAGAAAAUUUACUGAUAAUUUUAAUUUGAGUGGGAAAAUGAUUCUGCUUGAUUAAUUGACUGAAUUUUUAUUUUGUUUUGUAAAAGCCUUCAAAAGGUCCAAAAAUACCAUUUCGAUCACACUGUGCU